Molecule: messenger RNA, 1103 nt
Organism: Solanum dulcamara
Lineage: Eukaryota; Viridiplantae; Streptophyta; Magnoliopsida; Solanales; Solanaceae
Product: protein MIZU-KUSSEI 1-like
Exons: 1
Coding region: 61-774 (237 amino acids)
Biological process (GO): hydrotropism
Source: RefSeq, a predicted model, not a curated record
AACAUAACUAACUCUAAAACCAAAUUCAAAAGUCUCUAAUUAUUUAUCAUUUUCAUCAACAUGAUAACUUCAUAUACCACAACCACUAGUCCUAUAACUUCCGUCGACUGCCAAAAACAAGUGCGUUCAUGGAGGUUUCUUCGUUCACUCAUGAAACUUCUGAUUCCUCGAUGCAAUUGCAUCUUUGUUGAAGAAGAAAACAAUGAUAGAAAACAUAUACCCUACUUCCAUCACAACUCGUCAUCAUCAUCCUCAGCCACAACCAUAACUGGUACAAUCUUUGGUUCACGUAAAGGAAAAGUCAACUUUUGCAUCCAGUCAAACCCUAAUUCCACAAACCCUAUUCUUCUCAUUGAACUCGCGGUUUCAACUUCUUCACUUGCUCGUGAAAUGCAAAAGGGGAUAGUGAAAAUCGCGCUAGAAAGUAAAAUAAAUGAUUAUUCCUUCUCUUCUUCUUCUUCGUCAUCUCUUUUGUCUAUGCCAAUAUGGAGGAUGUAUUGUAAUGGAAAGAAAGUAGGGUUUGCAGCUAAAAGAAAACGUACAAAAGUUGAUUUGCAAGUUUUGAGGCAAAUGGAAUCAAUUAUUGUUGGAGAUGGAGUUAUUCAUGGGAAAAAAGGAGUUAUAAAAAGAGAUGAUGAUGAUGAUAUAAUGUAUCUAAGAGGAAAAUUUGAAAGGGUUCGUGGAUCUAAUGACUCAGAGUCCUUUCAUUUGGUUGACCCUGAAGAAAAUAUGGGUCAAGAGCUAAGCAUUUUCUUUCUACGCUCUCUUGAUUAAUUAGCCUCUGUCAAGAUGGAUUGUCGUGGGAUGAUUGGGAUUCAUUCAUUCUUAAUUAGAGGUUUCGAUCUUCGAGUUCAAGUCCUGAGAAUGGAGAAAAAAUCCUAUUGGAGCGUCGCAUUGCCUCCAAAAAUAAGUUUCAUAAUACGUGAAUACGAAUUUAGUCGAGCCCAGUACUAAACACCUGAUGAAAAAACAAACAAAAAAACUAAUUAGCAUCUAAUUAGUAGUAGUACUCUUCUAUUUUCUUUUUCUUUUUCAGUUUUGUUCUAGUACCCUUUUAGUGGUUAUGUAAACAGACCCUUAACUAUAUAUUGUAAUAUCUAAAA